Penicillium robsamsonii is the source of this 1260-nucleotide messenger RNA. RefSeq lists its product as uncharacterized. The transcript has 2 exons. Lineage: Eukaryota; Fungi; Ascomycota; Eurotiomycetes; Eurotiales; Aspergillaceae. The annotation marks the transcript as partial. The record is from RefSeq and is a predicted model, not a curated record.
CUCACAUCCGGCGAUCGUGCUAUACGGAAAACCUACAUCCGAAAGCUUGAUUACAAUAUCCCCGUGCCCUACGAACUCUUAGAUUCGGUGGCAUGCAAACACUGGGAAACCGGUGAAUCGUAUAAUACAGAAAACCCUAUCCGAAAGGAUAAUGAUUUACCUUUUCAGACAGCUAUGGUUAGCCUUUUGCAAGAGCUUCAGUCAAGGGACCAGAGGACUUCCUGUCUGAGAUUAAAUCUGGGGAUUCGAGGUCGUCGGCAAGGUCCUGCGCCGGAACCACAUACUCGGCACUUAGAAAUAGCCGGUGACCAUCGUUGGGAUUAUCGAGAUGGACGUAGAUCAUCAAUCCCCCCAUAUAGGGCGCGGUUCCUCAAGGAUAUGUUGGAUCUGCCAUCUAUUUCGUGCAUUGAAAAGCUCUCUUUUCUAAAUAAUGAACCCUCCUGGAAUGAUCAUCAUCAAAUUUGGACUGGUGCAGUGCGGACUAUAAUUCAAUGUUGUACGAUUAUCGUUGAAUUGGAGCCAGAUCUUGGCGAAUUCGUCCGUUCAGACCACUUGGAGUAUAUACAGGCAGGCCGCGAAGGUGAGCUAUGUCCUCUUUAUUGUGAACUUCCAUUUACUCAUAGCUAUAUAGCGUUGUGUUCUCUGAUCGGUUCUAUUCCAAGGAGUCUAAGAGUUCUACUCUACCAAGGACACCCGGAUUUCCCGUGGAAACCGGCUAUAUCCCCAGUCAAUGUCAUACCAUCUGGGGUUGAUGGUGUGAACUCCAAUUUACGAGAUCUUAGCGUUCACCUUCAACAAUUGAGGUUGGUGAACACUGCUAUCGCAUAUGACUUUUUGUUUCCUUUGGAUGGAAAAGGCCAGCCUGAAACAGGCUCUUUGCACUUGAACUGGCCCUAUCUAGAGACAUUAGAGCUUGAAUUUGUACCACCUUGGCUUCCUUCAGAAGACCAGGCCGACCUCGACGAGUAUGAAAAUGAAAGUGGAAAUUGGGAUGAUGUGAUAUGUGAUGUUGAAGCGGGAUGGGGCGAUCUGGAGUUACGGACUGAAGAACAUUUCCAUCGACUUCUCAUAUCGCUCGGGUAUGCGACCCAACGCAUGCCCCGUUUAAAGAACAUGAAAAUCCAUGUAGAAAGCCAUCAUAGUUUUACCGUCUUUCUUCAGCGGAAGGCCGACCAGAUUACCCUGGAAUGGGAAUGUUAUCCCCUAUAUCGGCCAGAUAGUCGGUGGCAAAGGCGUGGGGGUUCGAGCUGGAUGAUGUGA